Molecule: messenger RNA, 1946 nt
Organism: Falco peregrinus (peregrine falcon)
Lineage: Eukaryota; Metazoa; Chordata; Aves; Falconiformes; Falconidae
Gene: TDO2
Product: tryptophan 2,3-dioxygenase
Exons: 12
Coding region: 74-1294 (406 amino acids)
Molecular function (GO): heme binding; L-tryptophan 2,3-dioxygenase activity; metal ion binding
Source: RefSeq, a predicted model, not a curated record
CUGCGGCAGGUUUGAGAACACCAACGGAGCAUAUUCCCUGGCGGGCAGCUUGGCGAGCGUGGGUCCUGGCAUCAUGAGCGAGUGCCCCUUUGCGGGGAACAAUUAUCUAUUUAAUUUUAACAAGCUAUCUUUGGAAGACGAAAAAGAUGAUAAAUCACAAGAAGGGAUAAAUAAAGCCAGCAAAGGUGGACUUGUCUAUGGAGACUACCUACAACUGAACAAAAUAUUGAAUGCUCAGGAACUUCAGAGUGAGAAGAGAGGAAACAAAAUCCAUGACGAGCACCUUUUCAUUGUGACACAUCAAGCUUAUGAACUUUGGUUUAAGCAGAUUCUGUGGGAACUGGACUCUGUGCGGGGGAUCUUUCAGAAUGGCCACGUAAGAGAUGAGAGGAACAUGCUGAAGGUUAUUACUCGAAUGAACAGAAUUUCAAUGAUUCUGAAAUUACUUGUGGAACAAUUCUCAGUUUUGGAAACAAUGACUGCAUUGGAUUUCUUUGAUUUCAGAUACUACCUAAGCCCAGCUUCGGGUUUUCAGAGCCUGCAGUUUCGCAUGCUGGAGAACAAAAUUGGUGUUCCCCAAAGUCUGAGAGUGCCCUAUAACAGAAGGCAUUAUCGUGAUAACUUCAAGGGACAGGAUUAUGAACUACUACUGAAAUCAGAGCAAGAACCAACGCUAUUGCAACUUGUGGAGGCAUGGCUGGAAAGAACUCCAGGACUCGAUGCAGAAGGAUUUGAUUUCUGGGGACAAUUUGAAGUGAAUGUUUUAAAAGGUCUAGAGGAGGAAUUUGCCUUGGUGCAGGCCAAACCAGAAUCAGAAGAAAAAGAUGAUGACUUAUCUGAACUCCAAAAGCAGAAAGAUGUAUUACUUUCGUUAUUUGAUGAAAAACGCCAUGAACACCUUCUUAGUAAAGGAGAAAGACGACUGUCUUACAAAGCACUGAAGGGUGCCUUAAUGAUCUACUUCUACAGGGAGGAGCCUCGUUUCCAGGUUCCCUUUCAGCUUCUUACCUCCCUUAUGGAUAUAGAUGUUCUCAUGACCAAAUGGAGAUAUAACCAUGUCUGCAUGGUGCACAGAAUGAUUGGCAGCAAGGCUGGCACCGGAGGCUCGUCAGGCUACCACUAUUUGCGCUCAACGGUGAGUGACAGAUACAAAGUGUUUGUGGAUUUGUUCAAUCUUUCAACUUUUCUAGUUCCAAGACACUGGAUACCAAAGAUGAACCCAACCAUUCAUAAAUUCCUUUACACAGCAGAAUACUGCGACAGCUCCUAUUUUAGCAGCGACGACUCUGACUAGCCUGCCUUUUGAGGCUGGUUGCUUCAGGACUUUCACCUCAAGUGGUGCCAUCCCUCAAAUACAACAGCUAUUCUCACUGAGUGUGGGUGUGUAAAUACGUAUUUAUGUAUGAAAGCUAUGUGAAUAGUAUGAUCUGCUUGUGGAAGAAACUUAAUUGUUUGUAGAAAAAAUAAUCUGUAUUGAGUUAGCCUAUAUUAAAACUAAAAUUAUACCCCAAUUCAAGUCUUAGUUGGCUUCGUAAAACCUACAGAGAGAGAGGGAGCAAAUUACACAGAACUACCACAAUCAUGUCUUAUUUGUACAUAUUUAUCUAUUUGUUUGUUUGCCUAAUGGUUAUUAUUAAUUUCCCUCUAGUUGAGCAUGUAAUUAGCCUCAUCACCUGUAGAAGACUAUUAGUUUCUGAGCUCUAGUGGCAUUUCAAAAGGAAUUCUGGGUUAAGAGUUUCAAAAGUGAGAUUUAAAAAAUUAAGUCUUGAUUUUAUAAAAACCCAAGCAUCUUGAACUUCUACACCCAUCAAGAACUAUGUUAUUGUCUAUGUGUUACAUAUGAUAACAUGUAAUAUAUUUCCUCCCUUCCAUAGAAAUAUAUCUGCUGUUCUUAACAUUAAGUAAGUACUCACUUUGCACUUCAAAUAAAGCAGUAUUAAAGUUCA